GCAAGGGGCGCACCUGACGUGCGGCGGCGUUUCCGGGAAGAUGGCGGCGGUGGAAGCGUCUACAGAGUUGGGAACUGUGGUGACCGCCGUCGGGCCUAAGGCGAAGGACGAAGAAGAAGAGGAGGAGGAGGAGUCGCUGCCACCAUGCGAGACUGUGCGCUGGGCUCCCGUGGGGGCAGUGGCCGAAGCUGGUCCUGGGACGACGACGUUCUCGGAGGAGGCGGCAGCCGAAGAGCCUGGAGCGGCUCCGAGCUCUCCUCCGGACGCGACUGUCCGCACGCUGAGGCGGCUGCAAGCCGAGCGGCGGCAGCUGGAUUCGGCCCUGCUCGCGUUGUCCUCGCACUUCGCGCAGGUGCAGUUCCGCCUGCGCCAGGUAGUGCGCGGGGCGCCGGCGGAGCAGCAGCGUCUCCUGCGGGAGCUCGAAGACUUUGCCUUCCGCGGCUGUCCUCACGUCCUAGGUUACGAGGGACUGGAAGACCCUUGUGACGGUGACGAAAGCGAUGUGCUGCCGGGGGACCGGCCACGGGUGCGGGGCGAGGACCAGAGUGAACAGGAAAAACGGGAACGUCUGGAAACCCAGAGGGAGAAGCAGAAAGAAUUGAUUCUGCAGCUCAAGACCCAGCUUGAUGACCUGGAAACAUUUGCUUAUCAGGAGGGUAGUUAUGACUCCUUGCCACAGUCCGUGGUCUUGGAAAGACAGCGGGUGAUCAUUGAUGAGUUAAUAAAGAAACUGGACAUGAAUCUGAAUGAGGACAUCAGUUCCCUGUCCACUGAGGAGCUGCGUCAACGUGUGGACGCAGCAGUGGCUCAGAUUGUCAACCCAGCUCGGGUGAAAGAACAGUUGGUCGAGCAGCUGAAAACCCAGAUCCGGGACCUUGAGAUGUUCAUCAGCUUCAUCCAAGAUGAAGUGGGAAGCCCCUUACAGACAGGUGGACACUGUGAGUGCAAAGCCAGUGGGAAGGCAGGAGUCGGCCCCACCAGGGCGGGCACACUGCCCCCAGGACCCAGCAAAGCAAAGGCAGAAGACACCAAGAGAGCCCGGGAGACAGGGCUGCACCUGAUGCGGCGAGCGCUGGCUGUGCUCCAGAUCUUCGCCGUCAGCCAGUUGGGCUGUGCUACAGGCCAGAUCCCUCAAACCUUGUGGCAAAGGGGCCAGGCAGACAGAGACUACUCUCCCUUACUGAAAAGACUGGAAGUAUCAGUAGACAGAGUAAAGCAGCUAGCCUUGAGACAUCAGCCACAUGACCAUGUCAUCACUUCGGCCAACCUCCAGGACCUCUCUCUGGGAGGCAAGGAUGAGCUGACCAUGGCUGUGCGGAAGGAGCUGACAGUGGCUGUGAGAGACCUGCUGGCCCAUGGACUAUAUGCCUCCUCCUCUGGGAUGAGCCUUGUCAUGGCCCCCAUUGCUUGUUUGUUGCCAGCUUUCUCCUCAGCCCCUGAGGCCAUGCACCCCUGGGAGCUCUUUGUAAAAUACUAUCAUGCCAAAAAUGGCCGUGCAUAUGUGGAAUCCCCAGCCCGGAAGCUCUCACAGUCCUUCGCUCUGCCUCUAAUGGGUGAUACUGCUGUGACCCCCAAACAGAGCCUCCUGACAGCCAUCCACCUGGUGCUGACAGAGCAUGACCCUUUCAAGCGCAGCGCUGACUCAGAACUGAAGGCGUUGGUGUGCAUGGCACUGAAUGAGCAGCGCUUGGUGUCCUGGGUAAACCUCAUCUGCAAGUCAGGGUCCCUCAUCGAGCCCCAUUACCAGCCCUGGAGCUACAUGGCUCACACAGGCUUUGAGAGUGCCCUCAACCUGCUCAGCCGCCUCAGCAGCCUCAAAUUCAGCCUUCCUGUAGACUUGGCCGUUCGACAGCUCAAGAACAUCAAAGAUGCCUUUUGAUGAGAAUGCCUCGCCUUAGUUCCCAUGCACCUUUCUCUAAAGAGGUAGAUGUCCUAGAAUUGUAGAUUAAAAGCCAGGGAGUUGGAGGAAGGGCUAGACAUAGUUUUUUAGACCCUUUUCAGGUGGUCAGCUAAUGGAGGCAAAGCCUGUCUUUCUCUUAGCAUUUUAGAAAGAUGUGCCAGAGACUCCCAUCAGAGAUAGUGUUGGGGCCUGAGAGAUGGUUGGCCAGUAAAGAUGCUUGCUAUCACACCUGGCAAUCUGAGUGAUACAAGGAGAAAACAGAGCUUCCACUAACUGUCCUCUUACCUCCACACAUGAACUGUGGCACAUGUGAAUCCCUGCUCAAACACAAGUAAAUGUAACAAUAAAAUCUAAAACUAAACAGUAUCAGGACCAGGGAGGGUUGUAGCUCAGUGGUGUGGUCCAUGCAAAGCAUGCACAGCCAGAGCUGAGGAUGUUAAAGUAAACAGAAGAAGCUGGCCCUAGCCCGCCACAGCGUACCUGGCCCACUGCUGGAGCCUGUGGUAACAAAACCAGUUACCACACAGCUAAUGCCCAACUCACCAUCUGAUUUUUAGAAAAUGCAGGUUGUGCCCACCCUUCUCUUCAUGGCAGCCCUGCUGUAUGAGGGAGUUCUGAAAGACACUGAACUUGAGGCUCCUGCUAGUCAAGCUGGAACAGUCUUCCUUUAUCAGAAGCAGCUCUGAGAGCCCUAGGGCCAGAACUGUAAUUGUAGUCACGAAUUCUGAUUCCCCUUUGUUCUGAGGGAGUUUUCAGAUGAGUGUAAGAUGAGAAUGGAAGUCUCCCUGCUGAGGUAGUCCUCACACUCAGUCAGCACUCCUCUAGUUAUAAAGAAUGACAGCUGAGGCCCUGUACUGUUUCCAGACGUCACUUUCUUCUGUGGGCUUGUCAGGACUGACACAGUCUUCAGAAGAAUCCCUGUCAGUCAAGAGCACACAGCACCCUGGGGUGUGACUCAUUGGCACCACUUGUCCUGGAGAUUGACUGACAGGAGGUUUGGUCUUGCAGUGUGCACAGUGGCAAGGCCAGCAUGACUUUGAAGGUGACUUCCUUAUUGGUCAGUUUGCAGAGGGCACUUGCUCCAGGGCUCACUGAAGAUGGGUGAACCAAACUGCCACCUGUAGUUUGUUCCCGUGACGUGCACUUUACCUUGUUUGAGCAACCUGUCACUUCAGAUGCAUCAUCGACACUUAGUGUUUCCCAAAAGCAGUGACUGGGCUUGGAAUGCAGCUCAGUGGUGGAGUGCUUGCCUGGUGAUCCUUAGCACCAACCCUGGAGAAAAAAGAUAAUUGUAAAAUAUCAUGAAUUAUAUCUCUGAUUGCUAAUAAAGUUUCAGUAUUUUGUGUAGCUUCUCUGCAAAGCCCAUA
Arvicanthis niloticus (Nile rat) is the source of this 3267-nucleotide messenger RNA. It is a transcript of the gene Rundc1, whose product is annotated as RUN domain containing 1. NCBI's taxonomy places the organism in Eukaryota, Metazoa, Chordata, Mammalia, Rodentia, Muridae. The record is from RefSeq and is a predicted model, not a curated record.